Tachyglossus aculeatus (Australian echidna) is the source of this 2404-nucleotide messenger RNA. RefSeq names its product leucine rich repeat containing 40 (gene LRRC40). Gene Ontology annotation, molecular function: protein binding. Bases 16 to 1719 code for a protein of 567 amino acids. The record is from RefSeq and is a predicted model, not a curated record. NCBI's taxonomy places the organism in Eukaryota, Metazoa, Chordata, Mammalia, Monotremata, Tachyglossidae. The transcript has 15 exons.
UUCAAAUCGUCCAAGAUGUUCGGGUACUUCGCCACAGGAAAUUAUAAUGAGAACGUGCCUCAGACAGUGUGGCGGAUAAACCUGGACACUCCAGAGGAGGCUAAUCAGAAUCUUUCCUUUGGUGGUGCUGAUCGAUGGUGGGAACAGACAGAUCUGACCAAACUGAUCUUGUCAAACAAUAAGCUGCAGACCCUUUCAGAUGACAUCAGGCUUCUUCCUGCACUGACGGUGCUUGAUGUUCAUGAUAAUGAACUGGCAUCUCUUCCUUGUGCAGUAGGAGAGUUGGAAAAUCUUCAAAGGCUUAAUAUCAGUCACAACAAACUGAAAAUUCUUCCUGAAGAAAUAAAAAACUUAAGAAACUUGAAGAGCCUUUUUCUCCAGAAUAAUGAAUUAACCAGCAUACCUGAAGGAUUUGGACAGCUUCUCAAUUUAGAGGAAUUAGAUAUUUCCAACAAUCACCUUUCAUCUGUUCCAGCUAGUUUUUCCUCUCUGACCAGCCUGGUGCGUCUCAAUCUAGCCCGCAACCAACUGAAGAGCUUGCCCACAGAAAUCAGCAGAAUGAAAAGAUUAAAGCAAUUGGACUGUACUAGCAACCUCUUGGAAACUGUCCCUUCUGAACUGGCUAGCAUGGAGUCUUUAGAGCUACUUUAUUUAAGAAGGAACAAACUGCGUUCUUUACCAGAAUUUCCUUCUUGCAGAUUACUGAAGGAACUGCACGUUGGUGAGAAUCAAAUUGAGGUAAUAGGGGCAGAACACCUUAAGCACCUGAGCUCCAUCAAUGUCCUUGAUCUGAGAGAUAACAAGUUAAAAUCUAUUCCCGAUGAAAUUACACUGCUUCAGGCCUUGGAAAGGCUGGACCUGACAAACAAUGACAUCAGCAGUCUGCCCUAUGCAUUGGGAAACCUACCUCAUUUGAAAUUCCUAGCAUUAGAAGGGAAUCCUAUGAGAACUAUUCGGAGAGACCUUCUAACCAAAGGAACCCAAGAACUUCUGAAGUAUCUUCGAAGCAAAAUAAAAGAUGAUGCCGCACACCAAAAUGAAACAACCACUACUGGGACGGCCAUGACCCUUCCAAGUGAAUCUAGGGUCAACGUGCAUGCCAUAGUCACAUUAAAAAUACUGGAAUACAGUGAGAAACAGGCAACUGCGAUUCCUGACGAAGUAUUUGAUGCUGUAGGAAGGAACGUUAUUACCUCCAUAAACUUCAGUAAGAAUCAGCUAAACGGAAUUCCUAAAAGGGUGGUGGAAUUGAAGGAAACAGUGACUGAUGUCAAUCUCAGCUUUAACAAACUCUCCUUGAUUUCCUUGGAAAUAUGUGUGCUUCAGAAAUUGACACAUUUAGAUAUCAGAAAUAAUCUCUUGACUGCAUUGCCUGAGGAGAUGUCAGCUCUGAUGAGACUGCAAACCAUCAACCUCUCCUUUAAUAGGUUUAAAACCUUCCCUGACGUCCUGUACUGUAUCCCAACGCUGGAGACCGUCCUCUUCAGUAACAAUCAGGUUGGCUCUGUGGAUGCCCUGCGAUUGAAGAAGAUGGAGAAGCUGGCCACUUUGGACCUUCAGAACAAUGACCUCCUUCAAGUCCCACUGGAGCUGGGGAACUGUGUGUCUCUGAGGACCUUACUCUUGGAGGGAAAUCCAUUCCGAAUUCCUCGAGCUGCCAUUUUAGCAAAGGGAACAGCCGCUGUCCUUGAAUACCUAAGGGAUCGGAUUCCUCCUUGAGUGGAUUAGUUGGUAAUCCUGGUCAAGUUUACAGAGUCGGAUAGUUAGAAAUUGGGAUGUUUUGAGAAACUUCUCGAAGCGGAUUGCUCAAUCUGAUUUGACUAUGUUCCUAAGCCCCUAAUUGAUUGUUGUUGAUGUAACGGGUUUGGGUCAUGAAACGAGUAAUCUUGCUGCCACUCUGAACUUGUACGUUGAAUACCCUGCCUGUUGGGAAUUCUCUGAAAUGUUCCCCUUUCAUUAUUCACAACUGUUUUGCAAAUAGCCAUAUCUUAUAUGUUUAUAAUGCAUUUUCCCCAGAGGUAUUUAUAGGGUUUUCUUUUCAUUGACUUUAGUAACAUUGCUUUUCUAUUGAAACUCGAUUUUUAUUUAAGGUAACUUUUGGUAUUUUUCUUAUUGCAUUUUUGUUUUUAUCAUGUCUAAAAAUCUGACCAAUUGCUAUCUGAUAAACAACCAGUUUGGGAUCUUUACAUAUGAACGACAUAUUUUUUUUUUGUAAGCCUUUCUAAAAAGAUAAAAGCAAUGAAGCAAAUGAUGAUAUUCAUUUCCACUAAGAUUUUUUACUAUGGCAUCCCAAAAACAGAUUUGUUUUAGCACGUUGUUUUGAGUGUUAUGUGAAAAGGGAUUUUUCAAAAUUCCAUUUGUAGCAUAGUUGACCUGCUACUGAAUAAAAUUUUGGGAAUUGGAA